UUAGCAACAACACUUGGAGUUGCGCGAUCCUUUCAAAUCCCAACCAUAGCACCCUACGUGCACAUUCAUUCAUUCUUCCCUAAUAAAAAGAAUCCACCUAUAUCUUUUUACACACAUCAAGCAAAAAAUAAACAAAAACUCAGACAGGGAUUGGUUUCGAAAAUCUGAAAACCAUGUCGAACCUCGAACUUGAACCCUUCCACAUGGCCAUCUUAGCCAUCAUCCCUCUAAUACUUCUCAUGGAUUUAGCAUCUCGUAUUCGUAGAAGACCACCAUAUCCACCAGGCCCGAAAGGGUUACCCAUAAUCGGGAACAUGCUAAUGAUGGACCAGUUAACCCAUCGAGGUCUCGCUAACCUUGCAAAACAAUACGGUGGCGUAUUCCACCUUCGCAUGGGGUUCCUACAUAUGGUCGCAAUCUCAGACCCAGACGCGGCUCGUCAAGUUCUCCAAGCCCAAGACAACAUCUUCUCUAACCGACCAGCCACCAUAGCCAUUAGCUACCUCACUUACGACCGUGCUGACAUGGCUUUCGCUCACUAUGGCCCUUUUUGGCGCCAGAUGCGAAAACUCUGCGUCAUGAAGCUCUUCAGCCGCAAGCGUGCUGAGUCAUGGCAAUCUGUGAGAGACGAAGUCGACGCCGCCGUACGCACCGUCGCGGCCAACACCGGGAAGGGCCUGAACAUCGGGGAACUAGUGUUUAACCUCACGAAGAACAUAAUCUAUCGUGCGGCUUUUGGGUCGAGCUCGCAAGAAGGACAAGACGAGUUCAUUGGGAUAUUGCAAGAGUUUUCCAAGUUGUUUGGAGCUUUUAACAUCGCUGACUUUAUACCUUACCUUGGGUGCGUUGACCCCCAAGGGUUGAACGCUAGGCUCGCUAAGGCGCGUCGUGCACUGGAUAGUUUCAUAGACAAAAUCAUCGAUGAACAUGUGGAGAAGAGGGGUGGUGAGGGUUAUGAAGAAAGGGACAUGGUGGAUGAGUUGUUGGCUUUCUACAGCGAAGAGGCUACGUUGAAUAAUGAAUCCGAUGAUCUGCAGAAUUCCAUCAAACUUACUAAGGAUAAUAUCAAAGCUAUCAUUAUGGACGUGAUGUUUGGAGGGACGGAAACGGUGGCGUCAGCGAUCGAGUGGGCCAUGGCAGAACUUAUGAGAAGCCCAGAAGAUCAAAAGAGGGUCCAACAAGAGUUAGCAGAAGUAGUCGGCCUCGACCGUCGGGUCGAAGAGUCCGAUUUCGAGAAACUCACUUACCUCAAAUGUGCCCUCAAAGAGACGCUACGCCUCCACCCACCCAUCCCACUCCUCCUCCACGAGACGGCGGAGGAUGCGACGGUCUCCGGUUACUUCGUCCCGAAGAAGGCGCGCGUGAUGAUCAACGCGUGGGCCAUUGGGAGGGACAAGAAUAGCUGGGAGGAACCCGAAACCUUCAAGCCGUCCCGGUUCCUCAAACCGGGUGUGCCCGACUUCAAGGGGAGCAACUUUGAGUUCAUUCCAUUCGGGUCGGGUCGUAGGUCCUGCCCCGGGAUGCAGCUUGGUCUUUACGCGCUUGAGUUGGCGGUGGCUCACCUCCUUCAUUGCUUCACGUGGGAGUUACCCGAUGGGAUGAAACCCAGUGAGAUGGACAUGGGUGACGUGUUCGGACUCACCGCUCCAAUGGCGACCCGACUCGUUGCCGUGCCAACCAAGCGCGUGGUGUGCCCUCUCUAUUAGAAAACAAAAAAUAAAAUAAAAUUACAAUUGAAUCCUUUUUCUUUUUCUUUUUGUAUUUUCUUUUUAUCCCCCAAUUAUACAUAAACAUAAAUAAUAUAAGGAAAAAGUAAAGCAUGCAAUAAAAAUGUGGGAGUAUUUAGUUCUCUCUGCUUGAAAAAAAAUCUUGAUGUGAGCUUUUUAGUGCCCAAACAGUUAUGUCAGUUGAUGUAUAUUUUUUUCCCUUUUUGCGCACUUCCGUUUUGGUUCUCAUAUAUAGUGAAAUAAAAGUGAAUCGACAAUUAGAGUAGAGUGACUAUGAUGGCAUUACAAAUAUUGUGGCAAAUUAAGUUAUUUUUGACUUCAAGGAUGGUGAAUGAAAGUGUUGUAUAUGGGGAAUUUAUUAUUGUCAUGAGGAUUUGACAUCAAAUCACGUAUUUAUUUUGUCGUGGUAGUAUUGUUUUCUAAGUAAGCGGAUUCUAGAGGGAAAGAAGUGCAAAUGAAGUUGGUGGUGACUUUGGUGUGUGAAAUGAAAAUCUAGCUAUAAAAGGGGAAGCUAAAGAAUACACAACGUUGUCAUCGUGGGGUUGAAUAGUCCUAAUAUUAUAUGAUGAUGUUUCAAUGGUUUUGUUUCCCUGAUUGAGUUUGAAAAUGGCAAUGCGGUGAUUUUGGCACCCGUGCCUAAGGAAGUAAGAAUGCUUACUAAUCAAUGCUGCUCCUAAUGAAAAGGACCUUUCUACAU
This is a messenger RNA of Abrus precatorius (Indian licorice), 2424 nucleotides long. Its product is annotated as cytochrome P450 84A1. The record is from RefSeq and is a predicted model, not a curated record. Gene Ontology annotation, molecular function: monooxygenase activity; heme binding; iron ion binding. Gene Ontology annotation, biological process: lignin biosynthetic process. The transcript is spliced from 2 exons. Lineage: Eukaryota; Viridiplantae; Streptophyta; Magnoliopsida; Fabales; Fabaceae. Bases 174 to 1706 code for a protein of 510 amino acids.